AUGAACAGGACCACCAACCGCGCCUUCUGUUAUCUUUGCCUGCCGUUGGGUCCCUCUGGCCCGGGGAUUCAGUUGCGAGAAUGGGUGAGAGCGGGACGUGAUGACGUUUGUUCAGGUUUCUCUCCAGGGAUCCACCCGCCGCAGAAAGACGCUCAAUAG
Messenger RNA from Heterobasidion irregulare TC 32-1, 159 nucleotides. RefSeq lists its product as uncharacterized. The transcript has a single exon. Lineage: Eukaryota; Fungi; Basidiomycota; Agaricomycetes; Russulales; Bondarzewiaceae. Bases 1 to 159 code for a protein of 52 amino acids. The record is from RefSeq and is a predicted model, not a curated record.